CGACGCACGCUCGUUUGUACACGAGCAUAGAGCCCUCAGCUCCUCGGCGGCCCUCCCCUCGUCUCCGUCCGGGUCGCCACUCCCCGCCCUCGGAGCUCCCGGGCGGCGGCAGCCAUGUACCGGGUCGCCGGCAGCCACCUCCGCGCUCUCAAGCAACAUGGUUCUAGUAGGUUUGCUAGUACAAGUGUUGUGAAGCAGUCUUCUGGUGGUUUAUUUGGUUGGCUUCUUGGUAGCAAGCCAACCCAGUUUCCAGCUCUUGAUGUCCCUCUCCCAGGCGUCACCAUUCCUCCACCACUACCAGACUUUGUAGAGCCAGCCAAGGCAAAAGUUACCACUCUCCCGAAUGGCAUCAAAAUUGCUUCAGAAACAUCAACGAGUCCAGCAGCAACAGUGGGAUUGUAUAUUGAUUGUGGUUCUAUGUAUGAAACACCUGGUUCAUCUGGAGCAUCGCAUCUACUGGAGAGAAUGUCAUUCAAGAGCACCACAAACAGGAGUCAUUUGCGGCUAGUACGCGAGGUAGAGUCCAUUGGAGGGAAUGUUUCUGCAAUAGCUACUCGUGAACAAAUGUGCUAUACCUAUGAUGCAUUCAGGGCCUAUGUACCUGAUAUGGUCGAAGUACUUAUUGAUAGUGUGAGAAACCCAGCAUUUCUUGAUUGGGAGGUUAAAGAGCAGCUGGAGGAGAUGAAAGCUGAAAUAGCUGAAUUUUCUGCUAAUCCUCAAGGUUUACUUUUAGAGGCUCUCCAUUCUGCUGGCUAUACUGGGGCACUGGCAAAGCCCUUGGUGGCACCAGAGCCUGCCAUACAUAAAUUGGACAGUGGUGUUCUUAAGGAAUUCGUUGCUGAAAACUACACAGCACCCAGGAUGGUCCUAGCGGCAUCAGGAGUUGAGCAUGAUGUGCUAGUUUCAAUUGCUGAGCCACUUCUCUCUGAUCUUCCUGCUGUGAAGCGUCCAGAAGAGCCAAAAUCAGUUUAUGUGGGAGGAGACUAUCGUUGUCAAGCAGACUGUCAAAACACACAUUUUGCUCUUGCUUUUGAAGUGCCAGGUGGAUGGUAUGAAGAGAAAACAGCUAUUACUGUAACUGUCCUUCAGAAGCUCAUGGGGGGAGGUGAUUGGUUCUGUACUGGCGGUGUUGGGAAGGGCUUGUAUUCUCGAUUAUCUCUCCGGAUAUUAAGCCACUACCAUCAGAUCGAAUCAUUCUCCGCUUUCAAUCAUAUCCACAACUAUUCUGGUCUUUUUGGAAUUCUUGCAACAACCAGUCCAGAUUUUGCCUCGAAGGCUGUGGAUUUGGCAGCAGGGGAACUUCUUGAAGUUGCCACUCCUGGAAAUGUUACACAAGGACAGCUUGAUCGAGCUAAACGGGCAGCAAAGUGUAAAGUUUUGAUGGACUUGGAAUCAAGAGCUGUAGCAUGUGAAGACAUUGGGAGGCAGGUUAUGACUUAUGGUGAAAGGGAACCCAUCGAGAAAUUCUUGAAAGAUGUCGAAGCAAUUACUCUGAAUGACAUUUCUUCAACUGCCAAGAACAUUAUUUCUACACCCCUUACAAUGGCAUCAUGGGGUGAUGUUACUAAUAUCCCAACCUACGAGUCUGUUAGCAGGAAGUUUCAUUCAAAGUGAGGGAAAGCCCGUUGCAAGACAUGUUCCGGCUGCACAAGAUGUGCAGAGAUGUGUAACUCUUGUGGCAAUGGCCCUAACCACUGGAACCCACUGAACACAUCGUUUUACUCACUGAACACAUGGUUUCUUUUGCAGCGGGAUGCCCGUAGAGAGACAACAGAUCGGUAUUUGCGUUAAAGAGAAUUAUCUGAUGUUUGACAAACAUUAUUUUGCGGUUCAACAAGCAUUUCUUUUGGAGCGACUAGGAGGAAUGGAGGAUGCUCACUACCAUGGGCCCAAGCCUGCUCGCUCCUCCAAUUUUCUUGUACAUUUUUUUUCUUUGACAUAUGUGUGCUACAUUGAAGCGAGCAUUUGCCUUAUGCAACAAAUUUUUCUACAUUAGCUCUUCAUCCUUGUGUUUUUUCAUAGGAUACAAGAGUAUCUUUGCAAUCCUACUAUUAUGAUUGGCUUCGUUUCUCA
Messenger RNA from Triticum aestivum (bread wheat), 2073 nucleotides. RefSeq names its product mitochondrial-processing peptidase subunit alpha. Gene Ontology annotation, biological process: proteolysis. NCBI's taxonomy places the organism in Eukaryota, Viridiplantae, Streptophyta, Magnoliopsida, Poales, Poaceae. The transcript has 14 exons. Bases 115 to 1614 code for a protein of 499 amino acids. Gene Ontology annotation, cellular component: mitochondrion. The record is from RefSeq and is a predicted model, not a curated record. Gene Ontology annotation, molecular function: metal ion binding; metalloendopeptidase activity.